AUGGCGCCCACGGCUCUGGCCGUUGGGCUCACCACCAUGAGCCUGUGCGCACUGCUGCAUGCCGUGGCCUUGCCAGAGGGCGCACGAAACGGGGGCGCCCAUGUGAUUCAUCCACAGGAGCUGCGGCCCAUCCCCAAAGCGACAGAGGCUCCCGCUGCAUCAACUAUGCUCAAUGUCAGCAGCCAGGGCAAUGCCUCCGCUGCGCCGGAGAAGGACAGUCAGACGGGAUCAAGCAAUCGGCUGCUGGAUUUCAAUACACUCGAUUCGGCUGAAGUAGAGACCAACGCCAGCUUGCACCUCUUCCUGGUCAUUGCUGCUCUGGGUAGCUCCCUGUUUCUCAUCUACUGGCUGGCCAAGAGCCGAUGGAGCUUUCUGCCUGACUCGGUGGCCGUCAUUGCGUUGGGGGCCCUCAUCGCCGUGGUCUUUCGCUUCGAUGACAUGGGCUGGGAGCGUGCCGAAGCUUUUGACCCCACUGUGUUCUUCUUGUACCUCCUUCCUCCCAUCAUCUUUGAAUCAGGAUACUCUCUACAGCGAGGUGCUUUCUUCAGCAAAUUGGGCACUAUUCUGAUAUUUGCUGUGAUUGGCACCAUUCUCUCUACGAUUGUUGUUGGGGGUGGUUUCAUCCUUCUCAUGGAAUAUGGCUACAUUCCCAACUUUGGCACCAUCCAAGUGUUUGCAUUUGGUUCUCUGAUCUCUGCGGUGGAUCCCGUGGCGACGCUGGCCAUUUUUCAAGCUCUGGACAUUGAUGCGAGCCUCUACAUGCUGGUGUUUGGCGAGAGCGUUUUGAAUGACGCCGUGUCCAUCGUUCUCACUCGAAGUAUCAUUGAGAUUGGUAUCAAGCACCACUUCACAUCUGGACUGCUGUAUUCCGUUUUUUGGGAAUUUAUCGUCGCUUCAGUGGGAUCAGCCUUGAUCGGCGUUUUGGCUGGCUUCUUGUGCGCCCUCGUGACGAAGCAUCUGGACUUGUUUCAACUCCCUGCCGUCGAGUUUGCUUUUGUGUGCAUUUUUGCUUACUUGCCCUAUCUCUUGGCGGAGGGCUGGGAUUUGAGUGGCAUCAUGGCAAUUCUCUUUGCCGGCAUUACCACAGCACACUAUGCGCACGGGAACCUGUCCCCCACCACCAAAGUGACAGUCAAGCAGGCAUUUCGAACCACCGCCCUUCUCGCCGAGACGGCCGUCUUCUUGUAUAUUGGCAUGGCUCUUUUCAGUUUUCGCUUGGACAUCCGGGUGGACAUUGUUUGUUACAGUUUGCUGCUAUGUUUGCUGGGCCGAGCUGCUAACAUAUUUUCGCUCUCCAUGUCGGUCAAUGUCUUUGCCAAUGCACAAAUCAGCUCCAAGCACCAGUUUAUCAUGUGGUUUUCCGGCCUGCGCGGUGCCAUUGCAUUUGCUUUGGCGCUGCAUCUUCCGCUCGAACUAUUUGACGUCGAGGUCAAGAAUGUCUUUGUGUCAACAACGCUCAUGGUGGUGCUCUGCACCAUCGUGCUUUUUGGCUGUUCAACAAUGCCAUUGCUUCAAUGUUUGCGCUCCCGCCGCAAGGGCAGUGGUAGCAAAUCCCCGACACGAACUGCGUCGCAAGACGCAGAGGAGCCAAACUCGUGGCUGGUACGCGUGGACACCAAGUACUUGCAGCCGCUACUGCGUCGACGUGGUCAACGCCUAGGGGCCAACUCUUCAGAGCAGGAACAGGAGCUACACGCCCUUACUGAGCAGUGGCAGCAAAAGUUGGAGGAGUUGCAGAGUGAAAGUACUUUCAUUCGCUCUCGUAUCAGCGACGAGGGCCUGGAGCAACCUGUGAGCUAAUGUCCAGCAUUAGCAGCCGUCACUGACAUGUGAAUCGAUUUUAUCCCGUGAGCCAGAUCUCACUGUGCUUCAUGGCAGC
Monosiga brevicollis MX1 is the source of this 1879-nucleotide messenger RNA. RefSeq lists its product as uncharacterized. Gene Ontology annotation, molecular function: sodium:proton antiporter activity. The record is from RefSeq and is a predicted model, not a curated record. The transcript has 15 exons. Gene Ontology annotation, cellular component: membrane. Gene Ontology annotation, biological process: sodium ion transport; regulation of pH; proton transmembrane transport. Bases 1 to 1800 code for a protein of 599 amino acids. NCBI's taxonomy places the organism in Eukaryota, Choanoflagellata, Craspedida, Salpingoecidae.